Lethenteron reissneri (Far Eastern brook lamprey) is the source of this 3030-nucleotide messenger RNA. RefSeq names its product charged multivesicular body protein 1A (gene CHMP1A). NCBI's taxonomy places the organism in Eukaryota, Metazoa, Chordata, Hyperoartia, Petromyzontiformes, Petromyzontidae. The record is from RefSeq and is a predicted model, not a curated record. Gene Ontology annotation, biological process: vacuolar transport.
UCGGCGGCGGGGCGUUGCGUAACCGCGGUUGGUGACGUCACCAAGAAGGAAGAGACGGAGACCCCCCCGACUCGCCAUGGACGACACUUUGUUCCAGUUGAAGUUCACAGCGAAGCAGCUGGAGAAGCUCUCCAAGAAGGCGGAGAAGGACGCCAAGACAGAGCAGGCCAAAGUCAAGAAGGCGCUGCAGCAGAAGAAUGUGGAGGGCGCGCGGAUUUACGCGGAGAACUCGAUCCGCAAGAAGAACGAGGGGCUCAACUGGCUCCGCAUGGCGUCCCGCGUCGACGCCGUCGCAUCCAAAGUGCAGAGCGCGGUCACCAUGAAGGCGGUGACCAAGAACAUGGGUCAGGUGACCAAGUCGCUGGACAAGGCCCUCAAGUCGAUGGACCUGCAGAAGGUGUCGGCCGUCAUGGACAAGUUUGAGCACCAGGUGCAGAACCUGGACGUCCACACCUCGGUGAUGGAGGACAGCAUGAGCUCGGCGACGACGCUCACGACGCCCCAGGACCAGGUGGAGAGCCUCAUCCACCAGAUCGCCGAGGAGAACGGCCUGGAGGUCAUGGAUCAGCUGGAGCAGCUGCCGGCCGGGGCCUCCACCGUGGGCGAGGCCAGCGCCCGCGGCCAGGAGGACCAGCUGUCCCGCAGGCUGGCCGCUCUGAGGCAGUGAACGCGGCCGGGAGAAGAGCUGCCUGCAAUGGUUGAGAUAAUUCACGUUUGUAUAUACAGUAUAUAUAUGUGUACACGCAGAUAGACUCUUACGUACACACACACAGUCUUACACACACACGCACGCACACCUGCAAAACACUCACGUGCAGUGCGCUAACCACUGCGCCACCACCCGGCACACACAGAAAGACAAAGAUCCUCUGUUCUCACAAACGCGUAGAUCUCCCGUGUGGCCAACGCAGGCUGUUGGGGCAAAUGCUGUUAAGCGAGCACCUAUGAAGGCCGGCACGGCACGGCACGGCACACGCCCGUCCGGCUUUGUCUCCCCCGUGGCGAUGGUUUUACACACCGCACCAGGUAGUCAUUUGAGGCCGAGUCGACCUAGGGGAGGCCCAGGACCGGUCGCAGACAAUUGUCGCCGGUGUUGUGCCGUGAGCGCUCCCCACACAACACUUGACAUUGCGCCUGCCUCGAUGCGCGUGCCUGUACACGCUGGCACGCACUUGGAGCCACACACCACACCUCCCAUGCACCGAUCUAAACUUAGCCGCUGGUUGCGGUGAUGAGUAAUCUGCCCGCGCUGUUUGUUUUUUUCGUUGCGUUUCUCGGGUUUCCUCCGUGCGGCUUUCUUUUUUCCUUCCCUCCCUCCGUGGGUUUUUUAUUUUAAUCGGCGUCAGCGGCGCCAGCGGUGGCAGCGUCCGAAACAAAAGCCAACGGCUGGUACAGUGCGUCCUCCAAAUAACGUCGCCGGCAGAUAAUUUUGGGGACCCCCCCCACCACAAAAAAAUCGAUAGCCUGAGAAUAAAAGGGAAUAAAUAAUAAUCGCGCAGAGCAGACUGUUGUGACUGCCGUGGACGCCCGGUUCAGCGCUGUCACAGCCGCGGUGGCGUUGAAAUAGCGCGUUCCAGAGUUGGCUUUGCGUGGUCGUCGGUCGAAGGGGAGCCGCGUGAAAGAAUGGGGGAUACAUUUGGGCUCCGUUGAAACAAGGGGAUUUGUGAACGAAGCUGAUAUACCGGGGCGGGGCGGGGGGCUGGGGUGGUAGGUGGGCACGGGGAGGCACCCCCAUCGCUGGGUUUGGAUGCUAUUUUGAGGACGCGCUAUUUUGGAUUUCGUACCCAGCACUUUGUGUGAGAGCGAGAGUCGUGUGCGAGUGUGACGGUAAGAGAGUAGUGUGUGAGGGUAGUGUGAGGGAUGUGUGUGAGUGUGAGUGAGAGUGUGUGAGUGUGUGAGUGUGUGAGUGUGUGAGUGUGAGUGUGUGAGUGUGAGAGUAGUGUGUGAGUGUGUAAGAGUGUGAGAGUGUGUGAGUGUCAGAGUGUGUGAGUGUCAGAGUGUGUGAGAGUAGUGUGAGAGUGAGUGAGAGUGUGUGAGAGUGUGAGUGUGAGAGUUGUAGUGUGUGAGUGUGAGAGUGUGAGUGUAGAGUGUAGUGUGAGUGUAGUGUGAGUGUAGUGUGUGUGUGUGAGUGUGUGUGUGUGAGUGUGAGAGUGUGAGUGUAGAGUGAGUGAGUGUAGUGUGAGUGUAGUGUGAGUGUAGUGUGUGUGUGAGAGAGUGAGAGUGUGAGUGAGAGUGUGAGUGAGUGUAGUGUGUGUGUGAGCGAGAGUGAGAGUGUGUGAGAGUGUGUGUGUGAGUGUGAGUGAGUGUGUGAGUGAGUGCGCUAAUCCUACCUUCUACGCGCUGCGGGAGCCGUUGGCACAGCAAGCCCCCGCGGCGUCUCAGCCCCUCCCAGUGCUCGUACUCGUCGUACGAUCGCCCUUUGUCCACUGGCACAUCCGAACCGAGCCAGGGGGUGGGACAAGCUCGCGGUGCUGGUGGGUGCCGUGUUUGCCCCCCCCACACCCCCCCUGUUUUGCCGGACCUCGCCAAAGACGUCUGAAUCUGGCUCGGGGGGGGGGGGGGGGCAAGCAGGGCCGGGGAAGGAGCUGGCGGUGAGUUGAUGUCGCGCGUGUCGCCGUGUCGCGACUCGCACGGCGUCUCGACUUGUCCAUUCUUGACGUUGGCGUGCCACUGACUUAGCCCCCCCCCCCCCUCCGGCACAGCCGGGUUGUACCGGUGGAGGAGAGAGGGUAUUGACAUCGACGCCAAAUUCGCCACCGGAUAUUUUCCGUGUCAACGCGAGUCCGGAGUCGAUGGGCCGUGACUUGCAGCGGCCGUCAGGCGACGUUCUUGACGCCGAUGACCCGGAGAGACACCCGGCCGAGGUUGAGCGGCGCUGGUUACAGCGACACGUGGGGUCGCCUCCUCCUCACUCUGGAGAUCCCUACCCCCCCCCCCCAACAAGAUCCCCUCCCCCCCCACACAUCCCCCCACCAAGAUCCCCACCACCACCUUACCACCCCCGCACCCCCAUCAACAUCCCACCCCCCC